This is a messenger RNA of Galleria mellonella (greater wax moth), 2016 nucleotides long. It is a transcript of the gene Dus3, whose product is annotated as tRNA-dihydrouridine(47) synthase [NAD(P)(+)]-like. NCBI's taxonomy places the organism in Eukaryota, Metazoa, Arthropoda, Insecta, Lepidoptera, Pyralidae. Gene Ontology annotation, biological process: tRNA processing. Gene Ontology annotation, molecular function: flavin adenine dinucleotide binding; RNA binding; metal ion binding. The transcript has a single exon. The record is from RefSeq and is a predicted model, not a curated record. The coding region runs from base 164 to 1969 and encodes 601 amino acids.
UGGCUGUCAAUACUGUCAGUGUCAACCGCCGGGAAACGUGUUAUGUUUAGAGAUAACCUAUAAAAAUAUUUAAAAUACUAAUUACAUGUAUAAAAAAGUAAUUUCUAUUUACGAUUUAAUUCCAUGACCACCUAAUAUUCUUUGUAUAUAGUUUAUAUAUAAUAUGACCAACGUAAGUGAUGGUGUAUGCGCCAUUAAAGAAGAAUUCAUAGUCCAAAGAACAGAUAAUCGUAUUAUCGAUGACGAAAGUAAUACUAAUUCACUAAAUAAAAGAAAACUCGACGAUAUUGGCGAUUGUAAGGAUAUUGAAUGUGACAAUAAGAAGUCGAAAAAUAAUGGUAAUGAUAAUGCUUGGACAAAAAGAAAUAAAAAUAGAGGACAGAACAAGGCUAGGCCAAAAACAUUUCAAGAUAACAAAGAAGACAAACCGUGUCCUAGCAUUGUGGACAUAAGAUCAUCUGAUGAAAAGACGCCUUGCCAAUAUCAAAAUUGCAGAUUUAUACAUAAUCCUGUUGAUUAUUUAAGAACGAAACCCAAAGAUAUCAAUGAACGAUGUCAUAUAUUCGACAUUCGUGGAAGAUGCCCUAGGGGAAUCGCCUGCCGAUUUGGUUCAGAGCACAUAACUACUGAAGGUUACAAUCUAGUCAAUGAAGAAAAAUUAAAAGAAUGGAAAGAGGACACCCAAAACACACUGCAACAUUCACUUCAAGUACAGCUCCAGAAAAAGACAUAUGAUUUGAGUUUUGCUGAGAAACUUGUUAAAGCCAUUUAUACAAAAAGUAAAUUGCCAGAAAAGUCUUCAAAUUGUCUUGAAGAUGUUACUGUAAAUAAUGUAAAUAAAGAAACAUUUGUCAGUGGUGCUAUUACUGAUGAAGAUAUUAUCAAACUUCUUCCCAGGGAAAAGAAAACCAUAGACUGGUCGAAUAAGUUGUAUCUCAGCCCCCUAACUACUGUGGGAAAUUUGCCUUUUCGACGUAUUUGUAAAGAGUAUGGUGCUGAUAUUACAUGUGGUGAAAUGGCUUUAUGUGAAUCAUUACUGAAAGGAGCCAAACAAGAAUGGGCAUUAGUAAAAAGACAUGAGUCAGAAGAUAUUUUUGGGGCACAAAUAUGUGGAAAUAAUGCAUACAUAAUUACAAAAGUUGCACAACUUUUGCAGGAAAAUACUCAUCUUGACUUUAUAGACUUAAAUCUUGGUUGUCCGAUUGACUUAAUUUACAAAAAAGGUGGGGGCAGUGGUAUGAUGCACCGUUUGCCUACACUUCAAGCUUCCAUAACAUGUGCUUCAAAAUUGCUUAGUAUACCAUUUACUAUUAAAAUGAGAACAGGAGUUUAUCAGAAUAAAAAAAUUGCUCACACCAUUAUACCAAAAGUUGUUGAAGCAGGAGCUUCAAUGAUAACUCUACAUGGAAGGUCAAGAGAAGCAAGGUACACUAGAUCAGCAGAUUGGGAGUAUAUUGAAACCUGUGCCAAGGCUGCUAGUCCUUGUCCUGUCUUUGGUAAUGGAGAUAUUUUAAGUUAUGAAGAUUAUGUACAAAGAAGAGAACUAGCACCAUCUGUUCAAGGAGUAAUGAUUGGCCGUGGAGCACUCAUCAAACCGUGGAUAUUCACAGAGAUUAAAGAACAAAAACUUUGGGAUAUCAGUAGUAAAGAAAGAUUUGAGAUUAUCAAAAAGUACACAAACUAUGGCCUAGAACAUUGGGGUUCUGAUAUGCAAGGUGUAGAAAAUACACGAAGAUUUUUAUUAGAAUGGUUAUCAUUUUUGUAUCGUUAUGUUCCAGUGGGUCUCCUAGAAAGGCCACCACAAAAAAUUAAUGAGAGACCACCAGCAUACUUUGGCAGGGAUGACCUAGAGACAUUAAUGGGGUCAGGAAACUGUGCUGAUUGGAUAAAAAUUAGUGAAAUGUUAUUAGGGCCAGUGCCAGAUGGAUUUAAAUUUUUACCAAAACAUAAAACCAAUUCUUAUCAAUGAUUAUUGAUAUACAAAUAUUAUAUAAUUUAAAUAAAAUAGUUAUCCUA